Molecule: messenger RNA, 1498 nt
Organism: Eufriesea mexicana
Lineage: Eukaryota; Metazoa; Arthropoda; Insecta; Hymenoptera; Apidae
Gene: Nemp
Product: Nuclear envelope integral membrane protein
Exons: 8
Coding region: 58-1383 (441 amino acids)
Cellular component (GO): nuclear envelope
Source: RefSeq, a predicted model, not a curated record
UAUAGAACACGUGGGUUCACGAUAAAACGUGCUAUUAAUUUUUGCACGAUUAAUAAAAUGGCCAAUAGAAUAAUCGAACCGUUAAACGUUAUUACUCUUUUAUUUAUCUGUAAUUAUUUUUAUACAGGAUUCGCAACGACUAGAGACACAGUACAUUUUUUAAAGCCAGGAGAUGUCGUCGAGAAUGACAAACCUGGGUUGCAAAUCUUCUGUCAUAGCGCCAACUUGAAGUAUCUGAUACAUAUGUGGAGAAGUUUAACAAUGCACUUAAAUAUAAAUAUAGAUAAUUAUGAUCUUUACAAUGGUAAAACUCCUGAAGAAGUUAGGAAAAAGCACGACGAUAAUCAACGGUCUUGGAGCAUUAAUCUAUUUAACACAAAAAAAGAUAACAAAUUGAAAAUAAGUCCAUUCGAAGAUGUAUGCAUCGGUGUACACGUAUACCCUCUUAAUUUGCCCAAAUACACAAUGAGUAUGACAGAAACACGUGUGGACAUCUCAGCAUUAACAUUAAUGCUGCUGGGCGCUACAAUAUAUUGGAGCGCUCGCAAACUCAGCGGAAAUUCCUUGUUUUAUUAUUUGGUCUGUAUAAUGCUUGGAAUCACUACGUCGGUUAUAAUACUAGUAUACUUCUUUAGCAAAUUUUUGUUGAGGGGUAAAAUGAUGUACUUGGUGGUUGCUACUGGUUGGACAAUGAGUUUUUAUCUAAUCCAAAUGUUAUGGGAAAAUAUUCAACUAAUCGUGAUACAAUACAGGGAAUGGGUGACAUGGUACAUUUUACUAACGUCUUGCAUCAGUUUCGUCAUUUGUUAUCGGUUUGGCCCAGUUACAAAUGUUAGAACGAAAAAACUUAUCGAAUGGUCUCUACAGAUAGGAGGACUGAUUACCAUGUAUCAUAGCAGUUAUUUUCGUGAAGCAUCAUCUUUUUGUUGUAUCUUAAUUAUCCUACUUUAUAAUUUUCCCAUUGUAAUAAUUCAAAAAGGGCGAAGAUACUGUCAAAGUAACGAUAGUAAGAACGAUAGUAAUGGAAUAAUAGUAACGACAGCACUAGUAUUAUCGUUUAGAAAAGCAAGAACGUAUGUUACAUGUGUACACCUGUUCGAAAUCAGGAAGAACCUGUUCCCCGAAAGAAGAAAGUUAUUAACAGAAGACGAAUAUCGUAAAGAAGGAAUACGAGAAACUAAAAAAGCGAUAACCGAGCUAAAAGAAUAUUGCGCUAGUCCUAAAUGUAAUCCAUGGGAAACGAUAUUAAAAUUAAAAGAUCCGAUAAGGUUUGCCAAGUUUAUGGAAGGUGAAUCGCAUUUGUCCGACGACGAGUCGCGGGAACACGACAACGAAAUUAUAGAGGAAUGCGAAUAUACGGACGAUGAAGAUGAUUUAUUGUAAAGUGUACAUAAAAGUCUUUUAUUCGGUUAAGGGAAUGGCUCGAAUAUAAGUACAAAUGAACGAUCAUACGCUUACACGUAUGCGUCACCGUGAAAUUUUAUAUACCUUUUAUCCG